Messenger RNA from Paralichthys olivaceus (Japanese flounder), 2277 nucleotides. The record is from RefSeq and is a predicted model, not a curated record. NCBI's taxonomy places the organism in Eukaryota, Metazoa, Chordata, Actinopteri, Pleuronectiformes, Paralichthyidae.
CAGUGUGAGAAUAUGUACAGUGAAAGGGUUGCAAAUAAACCAUUGAUAUUGCACAGACAGAUGAAUAUGUUAAAGUUGAUAGUCAGAAUGGUGCAGGUAGUUCAUGGGAGCAGAGCUGGUUGUACAGUCUUACUGCUGCUGGUUGCAUGUUGUUGCAUGAACCUUGCAUGCAAUACACAACGUAUGAUAAGUGAUGAAAACCCCACAUGAAGUCAAAUAAGAUGUGUUUACAUUCACAAGAUCACACCACUGCAGCUCCUCACUUCCACCUCACAUCCAGAUCACAGUGAAUUAGGAGUCUGAUGGCACCUGAGUGGGUUACAAGCAUAAAGCCUGAGUGUCUGGUAGAACUUUUCCCAUCCGUAACCUGAAAUCCCCUUUUCUCCUCUCCGCCUUGCCGCCUCACCCCCCUCCCUUCUGGCUUCCUCUCCAUCCUUGCGUCAUUGUUUUGAAUGGAGCAUCCUCCCGGCUUGCGUUACCUUCAGUCGGAGGAGAAGGGGGAGCGGUGGGGGCUUGUGGAGGCGUGUGCUUCCCCGACCAAUCGCGGGCCGCCGAGGCCGCCGGACCGCACAUGUUUACAGGCAGCAUUCCGCCGGUAGAGCCCCUGCUCGGUGGGAACCACACCCGAACUGGACGACGCAGCAGCCGGAUCCGGAGUCCCCUGCACGGCCGCGGUGUAUCGCGUUCCCAGCCUCUAGAGAAGAGUUGUGACAGAAAGGCUCGAGCGAAGUGAAAUUAUUCGACGUGUUUGUUUUGAUUCGUCUACGUCCGGCUGGUUUUCCCGCAAACAAGCCGCCAUUUUGUCAAAUCGUGUACAAAUGUCACUUCGGCUCCCGGAGGUGUCGGGCGCUCCGUGUUUUGCCGCCGCCCCCUCGGCUCGGAGGGAGCAGUGGGGAAAACAAACAGGCCGAGCGGAGGAAGAGAGCUAACCGGCUGGAUGUGGAGCUUCUUCAGCGGCGAAUGAAUCGUCUCCGCGGCGCGAGGUUUCUGUCCGGUGCUAACUCGCUCCACGUCGGUGUUCCGGUGCUUUUGAAUGAGGCGCUGGUCGGAGGUUUCUUCCUUCCGAGCAUGUUGCCGCUUUCUAACAUUUUGUCACGGCUGUCGGGGCGCGUAGUCUACCCGCUGCGGUUUUGUGUUUUUCUCGACGUUGUUUACCGGCUUUAAUUCGACGCUUCAUGGUUUUAAACCCGCUCUGAAUUCAGCUUGCUCUUUUUGUUUAGUUUGGUUUUGCUCGACAUGCACACGAGGCGUUUGGUCAAGCGGUCGAUCCUCGGCAGCCGCGUUUAUGCGCCGAGUCCGACCGGGGACGGGGCUCCGGUGACAGGAGUGGUCCAGGCUGUCAAGCAGGAAAACAGGGACGUGUCGGCCGCGGGACUCCGGCGCAGCGUCUACACGGUGCUCAUGCAGGACGGGAGCCUCAAGGAGUUCUCCGAGGAGGAGCUGGCCGCCGGGAUCAACCACACCACAGCGAAAGGACCGCUCAGAUCCAGCCUGAAGCAGAGCUCCAGUAACGGAGCUCCAGAGGGCCACAAGAUGAACGGCGGCUCCCUCAGCCCAGAGGUGGUGGAGGAGCAGCGGUUGGCCGAUGGCAAGCGUGUUGGCCGGGACCCCGACACCCGAUCAGUGUCCCUGCUAGAGCAGAAACGCAAAGUGGUCUCAUCCAGCAUUGAUGUGCCUCAUGCCAGGCGGUCGGAGGAGGAAGUGGACAUGGACAAGGUGACAGCCGCUAUGGUACUGACCAGCCUCUCCACCAGCCCAUUGGUCAGGAGUCCACCUGUCAAAGUCAGCGAGUGUCUAAGUGGUUCGUGGAAGGACAACGGCUCAGUGGGACCUUUUACCCCGUCUAGCAACAGCUCUUCAGGGGGCUACUGGAGCUGGUCUGCCCCCAGCGACCAGUCCAACCCUUCCACACCUUCCCCGCCGCUCUCUGCCGACAGCUUCAAGCCCUUCAGAGUACCCAGCCUAGGCGGUGUGGGGCCCGGCCCCGCAGGACCCGAGGACCCGAGCCUGGAUGAACAGGACGGCAGCAGUCUGCUCUUCGAUGAGCCCAUCCCUCGAAAGCGCAAGAACUCAAUGAAGGUGAUGUUCAAGUGCCUGUGGAAGAACUGUGGCAAGGUGCUGAGCACUGCCGCCGGCAUCCAGAGACACAUCCGCACCAUCCACCUGGGGCGUAGCUGUGACUCGGACUGCAGCGACGGAGAGGAGGACUUCUACUACUCGGAGAUCAAGCUCAACACAGACUCUGUGGCCGACGGGCUCAGCAGCCUGUCCCCGGUG